AUGGUUAGGUACUGGCUGCAUCGGAGUAAGGCCAUUCAAAAGAGAAUAGAACCUCACAUUCAAAAGUUUUUCCCGUUUCACAAGCCAGAACUCGAAGGCGUGUCCCCAGUGGCAGCCACUUACAGUGGGAAAGUGGUUAAGGCCCCAUUUGAUCUUGCUAUUGGCAUGGUUGUACCCUUUGGGCAAAGUCUGAUGGCUUCGCGAGAAAACAUUGUAAAAGUCAGACUCCACAAACUCUGUCUGAACAAAUUUUUACUCAAGUAUUAUUAUCAAUCGAAAACUUACUGGACCCAUACGCAGGACAUGAAAGUAGACAUUGGUGACAUCGUCCUCAUCGAAAAAUGCGAUCCACCAAUUGCCUUCAAUACCGUGUACAAGUUAAAGAGGGUCGUUUAUCCGGUAGGCAACAUAAUUGAUCCUGUCACAGGAUUAAAAUGCGAGGGAUCUGAGUACCCUAUCGACGUGAUGCAAGAAUGGCUGAAAAAUUAUAAAAAGUCAGCGGAGCCUGAACAGUCUUAG
Molecule: messenger RNA, 519 nt
Organism: Dibothriocephalus latus
Lineage: Eukaryota; Metazoa; Platyhelminthes; Cestoda; Diphyllobothriidea; Diphyllobothriidae
Source: the annotation of a GenBank genome assembly